Ornithorhynchus anatinus (platypus) is the source of this 2002-nucleotide messenger RNA. RefSeq names its product DnaJ heat shock protein family (Hsp40) member B9 (gene DNAJB9). Gene Ontology annotation, molecular function: protein-folding chaperone binding; misfolded protein binding. The transcript has 3 exons. Lineage: Eukaryota; Metazoa; Chordata; Mammalia; Monotremata; Ornithorhynchidae. The record is from RefSeq and is a predicted model, not a curated record. Gene Ontology annotation, cellular component: endoplasmic reticulum. Bases 135 to 797 code for a protein of 220 amino acids.
CGGCUUGCGGCGCGCCCGGGGAAGCCCCGCUCUCAACGCCCCCCAAGCCAGAGCGCUUUCCCCCCAGGAGCACCCUUAAUGCCACCUUCGCCGGUCGUAUCCAGCCCGCUCCCUGUCUCAAUAAGGAACCCACGAUGGCCACCCCGCAGUCUGUCGUCACAUUCGCGAUCUGCAUUUUGAUGAUUACAGAAUUCAUCCUGGCCACGGAGAGUUACUAUGAAAUCUUAGGAGUUCCAAAAACUGCCUCCGAGCGCCAGAUUAAGAAGGCGUUUCACAAAUUGGCCAUGAAAUACCACCCCGACAAAAAUAAGAGCCCUGAUGCGGAAACAAAAUUCAGAGAGAUUGCAGAAGCUUAUGAAACGCUCUCGGAUGAAAAUCGACGGAAAGAAUAUGAUCAGCUUGGACGUGGUGCUUUUACUAACAAUGGAAGACGAAGAAGUGGAGGCUCUUCCCAACAGUCAUUUAAUUUCAACUUUGACUUAUUUAAAGACUUUGACUUUUUUGGUCACAACCCAAAUUCCCAGACCAAGAAACACUUUGAAAAUCAUUUCCGGUCACACCAGGAUGGUUCCAGCAGGCAAAGGCACCACUUCCAGGAAUUCCCCUUCGGACGAGGAUUGUUUGAUGACAUGUUUGAAAACAUGGAGAAGAUGUUUUCAUUCAGUGGCUUUGACAAUACCCACCAACAUUCAGUGCGAACUGAAAAUAGAUUCCAUGGGUCUAGCAAGCAUUGCAGGACUGUAACUCAGAGGAGAGGAAACAUGGUUACAACAUACACUGACUGCUCAGGACAGUAAUUCUUUAUCUUUUUCCUACAAUUCUAGUGACUUCUCCUCUAUUGUAUUCUGAUUCGAGACACAAAGUGAACUGAUCUUGAUCUGGUCAUUAUUUCAUUUAUUUUAGAGUACUUAAUGCAACUAUUACUGUAAAGAGGGUAUGUAUAAAUUAAUCCCAAUAAGUCUGGCAAGAUGCAACUAAUAGGAAAUGAGUUCUUUUCUCUGAUGUGGAAAACUAAAAAAGGAGACGUGCUAUAAAUCCACCCGAUAAAAUAUGUCUCCCAAUUCUCCCCAGUUUGAUAAAUUUUGUUAUCUACCCAGAAAGAAGUUUGCUUACCACAAGUUUGCAGAGUAAACGUUGCUAAUUAGCUUCUGUACCUUUUAGCCGUGUGAACUAAGUUAACUGGUGCACUGCAGUGAAAGCUUCUUUAUUUAACUUGAUUGAUUUUUCUACUAGCAUUUUUGGUUUUUAAUGCUAAAUCUACCUGAAGCUUCUUUUACGGUGAUCUGUCAGCAUAAGUAGGUUGGUAAACUGGCAUUGAAUGUUGAACACAUUCUAGUAGACUCCCUCAAGAGGAUGGCUUAGUCUAGAUUUUUUUUUUUCCUCUGACUUUCCCAAGGCAAUAAACAGAAUAAGCAUAAAAACUUCCAUUCUUUUCAUUAGAAAAACUAAAGAUGAGAUAUCGCUAAGCAAGGUAUUUGGCAUAAUGUGAUGACUUCCCAUACACAACUUGGGAUGGUAACAGUUUAGACAUUGUUAUAUGAAAAGACAGCCUUCUGAAAUACUGUGGGCCUUUACUGUGCUCGUUGACCAGCUAUUUAUGUCUGUAUAGUGCUGAAGUCCUGUGGCUACAUCUCACACCUCUCCUGUUUCCCGCUAAACUUACGGUUCCCUGAACCCUGUUACGAAAUGGCAUAUUAAGUGUUUUUUCUUCCUUCUGUCCUUGCAUCAUUUUUUUGUUUGUAAAUUAAUACCUCGUGUUCUGUCUGUGCACCCAUAACAGAAUGUGCAAUAUUUUUUAUUGAGAAUUGUGUGCUUUUGUUGCACGUAGGUUUAAUUCCCUUUUGUAACUUUAAUGUAUAGUUUAUGGAGGUUUCGGUUCUGCACUUUUCCCUGUCACGACCCGUAUGGUGGUGACCUCCCUAGGGUACGUAAUUAUCAACAUUAGCCCUGUAUCUCGUAAACUCGUGAGUGAAACAAAUAUAUUACUUACAAAUUCAUAAUA